Molecule: messenger RNA, 1167 nt
Organism: Talaromyces amestolkiae
Lineage: Eukaryota; Fungi; Ascomycota; Eurotiomycetes; Eurotiales; Trichocomaceae
Exons: 1
Coding region: 1-1167 (388 amino acids)
Source: RefSeq, a predicted model, not a curated record
AUGAACCCUUACGUGAGUUGGGCGAUUAUGCUGGUGGUGGCCGGUGGAUUGGGAUACUACUACUCGAACGGGUCCAAGCUGAAGAACAAGGCGCCAAUCAAAGCCGUACCUGAAAAAGUCGAGCCUAUCGUCCAAGCGCUCAAGCCAAAGAAACAAAAGGCGCGCAAACAACCCGAACCGCCUGCCAAAAAGCUGGACGAAAAACCCGUUGCUGUAACCACUCAGGUAGAAGACACGAAUGAGCCAGAGGAGGAUGUCGAUAACAAAGAGUUCGCUAGACGUCUGGCUGCCGCUAGAUCGGGCGUCUCUGUUGGUGAAACGAAGGCAAAGGCCCCCAAGGAGAAGCGCAACAAGCCGUUGCCUCUUACCCAGGAAAGCGCCAGCAGCGACUUUUCCAACCGUGCGCCAUCAAGCAACGGAGCAGACGCCGACGAUGACUUGUCUUCGACAGACUUUGUCUCUCCCUCGGGUCGCAAUGUCUCUGACAUGCUCGAGAAGCCAGCCCCAGGCCCCUCUGUUAUCCGCUUGACAGGAUCAAUGGAGACCAAGGAGAAAAAAGCCAAGCCCCAGGCAUUCAAGCAAGUUGAAACAAAGAAGCAGCGCCAGAACCGACAGAAGAACGAAGCGCGUAAGCAGGCCAACCAGGAAGCCGAAGCCGAACGACGCAAGAAUCUCGAGAAGCAACUCCACACAGCCCGCGAAGCAGAGCGCCAGGAAGUGAGCCGCAAGAAGUCUGCGACCUCCGUCCCAAGCAAUGCCUGGACCAGCACAAACGGCAACCGUGCGGCGGCUGCUCCUGCUCCUGCAGUGAACGCUGCUCUGCCAUUACUUGAUACCUUUGAGCCAACUGCUUCAGCGGCUGCCAGCGGAAGCUCUUCGGGCGCUUGGUCUGGAAACCUUCCUACAGAGGAUGAACAGAUGCGUAUUCUCGGCGUAGCUGCCCCGGCCGCUGACGAGGACUGGACCACUGUGUCUUCGAAGAAGGACAAGACAAAGAAGAAGACCAAGGUAGACGAGAGUGCCAACGAAGCCAGUGCUUCUGAGUCUGUCGCUUCCUUUGAGCCCGAGACCACACCUCAAGCAUCCGAAUGGGUCGCUCCAAAAGUUACACAGGUUCCCAUCCCACGCGGAAAGAACCACCCUCUUGACUCGGAUUGGGCUGCUUGA